AUGGAAGCAAUUGAGGGGUCUUAUCGCGUAUGCGCGGGGAAGAACGACACCGCGGAGGAUGACGCAUACUACACACAAAGCGUGAAAAUGGGGAAGAAACUCCUCGAUGAGGUCUGGACUACUCCCUCCAAUGACCGAGCGAGUUUCUGCCUGCCAAAUAACUGGGUGCACCAAAAAGUAGAUUUGGUCACCGGAUUCAGUUCUCGCUUUCCGACUCGCUCGUCAGAGCCACCGUCGUACGACCAGCCUCCGCCUCCCUACGACGAUGUGAUUCAUGAUCUUCCACCUGAAUACUCUGCCCUACCUCUACUCGCGGAGCGCAAAUCGACGGCUGUUUCUUUCGCGCCAACGACUCGCCAAAAAUCGCAUAAUCAGUCUUCCUCGCUGCUGAAAGAUCGCAUGCUGGAUGUACGCAUUGAUUUUGAGAAUCCUAUCGGUGUUCGGGAACAUAAGAAGAAAAAAGCCCCGGCCGCAAAGAAAGCAGUACCGCCACCUACACCCCCUCCUCCGCCGCCGCCACCGGCAGGAGGGGAUGACAAUUCUAACGGCGACGGUGGUGCCGGUGAGGCUGGCGGUGAUUCAGGCGGCGCUGGAGGCGGUGAUGGGGGAGAUGGCGGUGACGAUUGGGGCGAUUGGAAUGUGAGCGGAAAGAAGGAUAAAAAGAAGAAAGAGCAGGAGGAGGAGGAGGAGCAAAAGGCCAAGGAAGAGGAAGAGAGAAAAGCCAAGGAGGAGGAAGAGAGACUGGCUAAGGAAAAGGAAGAAGAAGAAAGACAAGCCAAGGAAGAGGAAGAACGAAAGGCCGCUGAAGCUUCUGCUGCCAACAAUCUUAGCUGGGCUGAGGAUGACGGUGGGGGUGGGGGUGAUGACUCGUGGGCUGCCUUCACGAAUGUAGGAAAAAAGAAGAAAGGAAAGGAUGUUGCACCCCCUGGAGGGUUCCAGGACAUAAGUCUGAACGAGGCCGCACCGCAAUUGGAUUUGAAUUUCGAUAGUGCGGCUCCCAAGACUGGCGGAACUGGAUUUAGUUUCGGGGGAUGGGGCAAAGACUGGAAUACCGGUGGCAAGCUUGAUCCUCUUGGGGACGCUCCUCCUGAAUCCAAGGACAACAACCCAUGGGGACCACCCAAGAAAGUAUCGGAGCCUGGCGAUUUCGAUUUCGACUUGGGCUCCCCAUCUGCCGAAACCAAGCCAGCAGACGACUGGGGAGGAGGAGGUUGGGAUACGAGUAAAGACAAGGAGGGGACAGCCGAUCCAGAGCCCGUACCCGAGGCUCCCGCGCCUCCACCAAGAGUUGAUAUUACGCAGGAAGCUUGGUAUCUAGGUCUGUCGAAGAGGGAGCAGCGUAAAGCAAAGAAGGAGAUGGAGAAGAAAUGGAAAGACGAGGACGAAGCUGCAGCAAAGUUGGCAGAAGAGCAGGCGGCAGCUAAGGCGGCUGAACCGGAGCCUGAACCGGAGCCUGAACCGGAGCCGGAACCUGAGCCUGUACCUGAACCUGAACCUGAACCGGUAGUGGAGGAGACUAAACCAGCCGAGGGAGAUAAUGACUGGGGUUGGGGUGUUCCAGUGAAGACCAAAGAUAAGAAGAAGAAGAAGAUCGACCUUUUAGCUGAUCCGGAGCCUAUCAUCGAUGACCCACCAAAACCCAAAGAAGCAGUUGAUCCCUUUGCCGCUUGGGGAAUUUCAAAGGACAAGAAGAAAAGCAAAGGCAAAGUUGAGCCCAUACCUGAGCCAGAGCCUGUUCCGGAACCUGAACCUGAACCAGAACCCGUGCCGGAGCCAGAACCUGAACCAGAACCAGAACCAGAACCCGAGCCCGAGGCGCCAAAGGUGCCUGAUGAACCUCUAUACGAGAAUUGGCGCGAGAUAUCGUCUAAGGAACGCAAGAAGCGAGAGAAACAACUGAUGCGCAAGGGCCUUCCUAUCCCUGGCAAGGAUUUCGAGCUUCCAUCUGACAAGCCCGAAGAAGUGCCUGAACCGGUUGUUGAACUGGAGCCAGUGCCUGAACCAAUACCCGAGCCUGAGCCAGAGCCGGAACCGGAACCCGAGCCCGAACCCGAGCCCGAACCGGUGCCUGAGCCAGAGCCUGAGCCUGAACCAGAGAGACCGGCCGAAGAGGAUUCCUGGGGAAUCUGGGGUCCAGCAAAGGAGAAGAAAAAGAAGAAGAAGGGCAAGGAGAUCGAAGAACCUCCUCCACGUGCGCCGACACCUCCUGCUCAGGGUCUGAGUCCAGAUCCGGAAGCUUUCCAUGAUAAUACCGACGACAUUUGGGCUGAGCUAGCCCCUAAGACCUCUAAGGGCUCAAAGAAGACCACAAAGGCCAUCGAAGCUCCUCCCAAAGAGGAAAAAGCAUCCAAAGGCUUUUGGUCGAGCCUAACUGGAGGAUCUACCAGCAAAACUAAAUCAACGAAGAAAGCGAAAGAGGAGAAGAAGGAACCAGAGCUCAUAGAGGAGGAAGACCUGCUUAUCGAUGUUGAGGAUAACCCUCCAGAGGCCGAACCAGAGCCAGCGCCUGAGCCAGAGCCAGAACCUGAAGCAGAACCAGAACCGGUCCCUGAACCCGAAAAGACCAAGUCUAAGUCUUCCAAGCUCAGUGUUGCUGAACGCAUCAAGGCCCUCGAGCAGGCCAAGAAGGAGAAGGCAAAGGCAGAAAAAUUAAGCGCCAAGAGCAAAUCCAAGGAAAAGAAGAUCGAACCGGAACCCGAGCCAGACCCAGAGCCUGAACCUCCCAUAGAGGAGCCCGCUCCAGCGAAGAAGAGUUCAAAGUCCAAGUCUAAAACAGCAGAAGCUCUUGAGUCUGAAGAAAGGAAAGUUUCCAAGGACUCUAUUCCUGGAAGCUUCCCAGACUUUGGAGAUGAUCCCGAGCCCGAACCUGAACCCGAGCCUGAGCCUGAGCCGGAGCCUGAACCUGAGCCAGAGCCGGAGCCCGAACCAGAGCCGGAACCGGAACCAGAGCCAUCAGCCCCAGAUCUUUCAAAAAUGUCGAAAAAGGAACUUAAGAAGUACAAAAAGGCCGAAGCUGAGAAAGCCGCAGCUGCAGCCGCCGCAGCUGCUGCGGCUCCCAGGGAGCCAACCCCACCACCUCCCGAGGAAACACGUGAACUAGACCCGGAGCCAGAGCCAAUAGCAGAACCAGAACAAGAACCAGAGCCCGAAGCUGAGCCCGAAGCUGAGCUUGCGCCUGAGCCCGAACCUGAACCUGAACCUGAACCCGAGGUUGUGCCUGAGGAGAUAGCAAAGGGCGAAGCUGCUCCUCCCGUGCCUCCAUCGGUGCCUACCGAAGAGCCUCCAAAAUCCUCCAAGAAGGAGCGACCGCGCCCUGAGCGCACUACAACCAGUUCUUCGUGGGGCUUUUGGGGGGCUGCGCCGCCUCCGAAGAAGUCGAGUAAGAAGGAAAAGAGUACGGAGGAAGCCGAAGCUCCAAAGAAAUUGACUAAGAAGGAAAAGACUCCGGAAGAAGCAGAGCCUCCAAAGAAAUUGACUAAGAAGGAAAAGGUUCAAGAGGAAGCAGAGACUCCAACGAAACUGAGUAAGAAGGAAAAGGUUCAAGAGGAAGUAGAACCUCCCAAGAAAAAAGAGUCUACUCGAGAACUUUCUCCUGCAGCGAGGACAAAAUCAACAAGGUCUCGACCCAAAGACCCCGAGCCAGAAUUGGAAAGGUCUUCGUCUGACCGGGAAAAGCGCCGAGAACGAGAGGGGCGGCCCUCGAAGAAUCAACGUGGCGUCGCCUUGGCCAACAUGGUACUGGGUACACCCCAGUCCAAAAGCAAAUCGACUCGCAAACCUGGUUCUUCUUCGAAACCCGUAUCCAGGCGUCCAUCAUUUGAUAUAGAGGACAAAUCUGUCGAUCCACCUCUGGAUGAGAAGCCUGAGGUUUCUGACAAAGCAGCCAAGCUGAUGGGCAUGGAUCCCUCCAAGUCACGACGUGAGCGCCCGCGCACGGACAGGCGGAAGUCAGUUCGAGAUCCGUAUGCGAUCGAGGAUGAUGACCUCGUUAUGGUUGAUAUGGAGGAUGCCGAGGGUCACUCACCCAGGGAGGGCUCCAAGGGCUCACGGCGCAAGUCGAAGAGACAGCCAAGGCCCAGACCUGAUGACGAGGAUGAUGCUGUCCUGGUUGAUCCAUAUCAAGCAUAUCCCACCGCAGAAAUUAUGUCAGGACCCGAGGAUAUGGCCUUUGUUGAUGCGCCUCCUAGAGAACGCCGUCUGAAGCGCGCCAACACCGCGCCGCCGAAGAAACAAGAGUCCGGUGGAUUCAUGGGGCUUUUGGAUUCUUUGAGAAAAACCACACGACCUGACCGCCCCGAACGCCCAGAGAUGCCUGAAAGACGAAAGUCGCGCUCGUAUCGUGAUGACGAUGCAAGAUAUCCGGCAGAAAUGGAGCGCGAAGGUGCUCGCAGAUCGCGACGCGAAGAUCGACGCCGAGGAUCUGUCCGACCAGACACUGAUGCCGAAGGAUUCAUGACUGACGCCCCCGGUAUAGCACCAGGCGGCGACACAGAAGCCGAAGAAGCGGAAGCUCGACGCGCAGCUCGACAGGCACGACGUGGAUCCCGCAAAGCACCUUCUGACUCUCGUGAAAACGAAGCUCGGGAAGCAGAGGAGCGGCGCGCGAGGCGAAAGGAACGGGCGCGCGAACAGCGUGCUCGCGAAGAGGAAGAGGAAGAACGUCUACGAGAGGAAGACCGUCUACGGGAAGAAAAACGGGCCCGACGCGCUGCACGCGAAGAACGUCGGGCUCGAGAAGAGCAAGCGGCUCGCGAAGCCGAAGCCGAAGCCGCGGCUGAAGCUAGAGCUGCAGAACGCCGUGAGCGCCGACGAAUGCGCGAAGAGGAAAUGAUGGCCGCGAGAGCGAGUCGUCGUCGUGAACGUGAGCAAAGGAUUCCUGAUGAUUUCUAUCCCGAUGAGCGUGAGACAGAUCGUCGGGGUGCUCGUAGCUCCCGCGCGUUUGAAGAACCGACCGCUCGUCGUCGCAAGUCUAAGGUCGCCCCUGAGCCAACUCGGGAGCCACUCAUGACUGGUGGUCUAAAUUCUGGCCGCGGUGCGAAAGAUAAGAUUUCCUCUUGGGUUUACCAGCAAAGUGAUGAGCCUCCGGAGCCACCGGAGAUCGUCCCCACUCUUAUUGAUAUGCCUCCUCUUGCAGCUGAUGAAGGAGGUAAUGCUCACUCUCUUUCGUCAGAUGAGGAAGCUCGUCGCGCUCUGCGCCGUAAGGCACGUCGUCGCGCUAAGUAUGAAGAGGAGAUUGAUGAUUCCCGCUCUCGGCAUCGCGGCUCUCGUCGUGAUGGUGUAAAGAGCAGCUCUGGAAGUGGUGAUUAUGAACGUGAUCGUGGGAUGAGGUCCCAGCCGGGGAGUCGACAAGGUGCUCCGCCGAGUUCUGGUGCUAAGAAACCCAGUUGGUUCCGCAAAUUGACGAACCUGUAA
Messenger RNA from Penicillium concentricum, 5412 nucleotides. RefSeq lists its product as uncharacterized. The transcript is spliced from 4 exons. NCBI's taxonomy places the organism in Eukaryota, Fungi, Ascomycota, Eurotiomycetes, Eurotiales, Aspergillaceae. Bases 1 to 5412 code for a protein of 1803 amino acids. The record is from RefSeq and is a predicted model, not a curated record.